Betta splendens (Siamese fighting fish) is the source of this 5376-nucleotide messenger RNA. RefSeq lists its product as uncharacterized. Lineage: Eukaryota; Metazoa; Chordata; Actinopteri; Anabantiformes; Osphronemidae. The transcript is spliced from 12 exons. Bases 2191 to 3756 code for a protein of 521 amino acids. The record is from RefSeq and is a predicted model, not a curated record.
UAAAUACAUCGGCUGGACAGACGCUGACAUUUUUUGCCGGAGACCAGAUUUUAUUCCUGUACGUUGCUUAAAUACAGUCCUAUUCUUCUCAGUGGUCAUUAAAUGCGCACACACGGUGACCGGACAUACAAAACCUCUGUUUGCGGCCACAGGUAAAGAUGGCAACUAUCCGCAUUGUGAACCCAGGCGCCCCUGCACAUCGUCAGCAGGCUGUGCUGCUGUCGACUAAAGAGGCACGUCUUUACUGGGAGAAGAAAAAGGUCUUCCCAAAACCUCCCCUGGAGCUGCUGAACCCACUCACUGCACUGGACCAUGCAGAGACAAUCCUCCAAGCAGAGGGAGUCCCUGCACCGUCACGACAGCAGUGUCUGGGACAGCUGGUGUUGCUGUUCGGCCAGUAUGGACACGCACCUUUCCACUGGCUUGUGGAGAACGACGUAGGCUAUAUGAAGUACAUAGUUGACAAGCACAGAACAGAGAUGUCAAACCCCCAUAGAAAGGCAGAGAUAGCCAACCAGUGGCUUAAAGACUACCUGACCGAGUAUGCAGAGAGCUUCCCACAAGUCUCCAUUGUCCUUGAGGCGAAUGUGGACAGGUGUAUCUACGGUCAGAGAGGGUUUGAGGGCCACACGUUUCAGGAGAUGUGGGAACUCUACCAACAAUAUAGCGUUCAAAGGGACAGUCCAGAGAAAUUUAGCAAUGAACAGAGGGACAUAAUAAAGAAGGCAAACAGUUCUGUGAGGAGGUGGUUGAACACACCACUGACCCACAUCACAAGUAUGCAGAUGAAGAGGUUCAGGAGAUAUAUUAAUGACAAGGAGGAUCUAAAGACAAGGACCUCCAGUUUCAGGCCCUCCUCAUGGCCAGAGGAUGAUGAUGAUGAUGAACUGCCAGCUGCAUCCCAGGCUGUGGAAGAAUAAAGUCCCAGAAGUCACAUUCCCGGGAUCCCCUGCCCUUGAAUACGCCUUCAAAGACAUCCAAACAUGCAUUACACCCCCCGGAUGAGAAGCGUCACUCAGCCUCACAGAACACGUCUGCUGCCUGGCUGGAUGAGCCAGAGUCUACUGUUCAGCCCACAGAGGCUCCACACCUCUAAGUGACUUACCCGUAAGUUAUACUUGGAUUUAAAUGCAAGCAGCAUUGUGAGGGACCGCGCAGUAAGUCUUAGGAACCCAGGAAUGAAUCCAACAAAAAAUAUAAUUUAUUAACAAAUACUCAAGAUUCACAAUACUACAACUCCAGGGUCACAAAAUUCAACCUAAAUAACAGUUCUAAGCGGGCCCUUUAAUUUAAAUUGAGGUCAACUAAACAGACAGCAACUACCACUUAAACCAAACAUAACUGACCUCCAUGUCACACAAACCAGGGGUUUAUAAAGACACAGGCUAGCCUACAGCUCAAAGAAGGUAACAGAAAUAAACCGCCAAUCAACCUCAACCACUAAACUAAAUACAAAUACAAGAUUAAACACGAAUAAUAUUUACACAAUAAACAACGUAACAACUUAAGUAACUCCCAUUAAGCAAAUCCCCAACAUAAGCCUAAUAAUGAAAUCAUAAGCGGCAGAUUCCCCCUUCCAGGCACGCGCAGUUGGCCUCCUCCGCUUCCUGGUCGUGGUAUUUAAGCCCUGCUUAGGUGGGGCCCGCUCUUUCCACCCGGAGGAGGAAUCCCAAGAACACAGAAAGGUGGAGUUAGACAGUUGGGUGCGCCUGUGGGAGAAAUCUGAUGGCAUCCCAUCUGCUGACAUUCACUGGCUUAAGGAGGGCACCACAAGAGGAAUGUUCACUGCUGUUCAUUUGUACAAAGACAACACUGGUGUGCUCAAGAGGAGACGGGUGAUGGCAUCUGACCGCAUGUGGUUCUACCCUCCAGAACCUCCGGCCUAUGUCGGAGGGGUUCUGCCAGGCCCACAGCUUUUUUUCCAAAGCCGUGUGUUUGUGUGGCGUCCAGUUGGGGUUUGGAGGUGCUCCCUGAAGUGUCCAUGAGGUGAAAAGUGUGUGGGGGCAGGAAAGGACGUGCACCUCUACAAGUCUGGCUAUCAACACCGGCCUCGUCACAUCUGCGACGAGUCCAGCUGGUACACAAUGCUGACUGAGGUUUGUGCUGUGGCCGGUGUACCAAGGCAGGCAGGAACGGUGGCUUGCAUGGGAUGCUGCUAUUCUGGCACAGCUGAGCGAAGCCCAUCAAGCCAUGUUUCCUGCUGUUCUCACUAGCAAACGUGGCGUGGACAAAAACGUCGUGCGUCUUCUGCGUGACAGGACUGAAGGGAACACCAUGAUCAAAGUGUGGCGGCAGAUCCAGGAAAAUCAUCACGAAGAGUACCUUCACCGCAAGGAUCUGUACACCACGCUGCUCAUGACUGUGGCAGAACCCGGAGGGAUUGUUUCUGCAUUGAGGCACAAGUUCCAGGCUCCACCUCCACCAAGAGAGCUGCCUUCUGCCCCACUUUUGCGCCACGCCUUUCUUCUGGCUGAGGCCAAUAAUGUCCAGGACUACCGGAACCAGAUCCUUUCCACUUUACGCACAGUGUUAAAAAUGGAUUCCACCAAGAAAGUGGUGAAGAAACUGUCUGGAGAGGGCCAUGGCUCAUCUAAGUGGUUCACCAGUAUUGCCAAUGAAUUCUCCCAAAUAGUGACCUUUGUGUUGACCUGUGAGGAGUCCACAGAGAAGCUGGCACCAAUGUGCAGUGGAGUCAUACAAAGGUUCCGACUGGCUAAUCAACCGGUCCCCAAAAUUUUGUAUGUGGACCAUGGGUGUUGUCGUGCACAAGGUCCAACAGCUGUUGAGACUCUGUUUGAGGCUUGGGUGAACAGGGGAAUGGUUGUGCGUUUAGACAUCUUCCACUGGAUUCACCGAUUUGACGCAGCCAUUCGAACAGACAGUCACUCUAAGUACGCUGCCUUUAAGUCUGCGCUGGCUGGCGCUGUCCUGGCCUACAACCGCACUGACCUGGACCUUCUCAUCAAGUCUGUCAGGGCCAAGCACGACAGGUUGAAGACUCUGUCUGAUGGGGACAUUGUCCGAGACCACAUUUUAAGGGACCACCUCAAACACCAUGUGCGGAGGGUCACGCUCGGGGCGCAGGAAACAUUCCAGCUCAUCCAUAUGGCGAUUGAAGAGUUAAAGGGUCAGGCUGGGCUGGAUGAAAGCGGGGUGAGCCUUUUCAAAACACCAGAUGCCAUUGAUAACAUGUGCGCAAGCCAGCAGCGACACUUAGAGUGCAUCCAGGAUUCACCAGACAUGAUCAUGUACAGGGUGGCGCGUAUUACGGCCAUCAACAAAGUGGAUGUUCCGUACUACAAAUGUCUGCGUGGAAGCAAUAGCCUGGAGGGAUUCCACAAGAUGUUGCCUAAUAUGAUUCCAGGUCCCCACUGUGCUGCACGGCCUUAUCAAGUUUACCUGAUAAGUGGCAUUGCACGGUGGAACGCUGACAGGAGCUCAGAUGCUGUGUUUGGGGGUAAAGGAUGGAGGCACCGGACGUAUUCAGCGCCGCUGAUUGAACGACCGAGGAGGGGAAUUAUCGGGCCCCGGUUAAUGUGGCGUCUAACGAGCUGCUUGGGUUGGAGUACCUGUUCAGCCAGAGCACAGGAGGACCACGGCCAUUUUCCCUGCAGGACAUGGUUCAUGAUGGACCUGGUCCAGAGGAGGAAGUCGUCCAGCUGGGUCACCAAGAUACAGAGGCUGAUGAGGCCUAUCAGAGUGACCCAGAGGCCCAGACUGAUGUGCUGGAUGCUGGCCUGCCCCACAUCAAUAUGACCAGCCGCGACACCUCCACUGUCCACUCACCAGCCUUUGAAGACGCCUGCAGUCCGAGUCCUCUUCCGAGCUUUGACAAGCUGGAGAAAUUCUGCUCUGUGCUAGUGGAGAUCGGCUUAACAGAGGAUAAGCUGUCACUAAACAUUGAGCAGAGGUCCAAGGUCCUGGAGGCCUGGGAUGCAGUGGAGGAGCAUGACAAGCAGCCAGAAAGGUUCAACCAGCUGUACAGGACACACUGGGGCAACACUCUCUACUGUCGCACCAAGAGAGAUGAUCUUGUUGACGCUGCAGUGAUUCAAAAGGUAAAGAUGGCCAAACGCUACGCACCAGCUCAACAAGAUGCUAACAACAACAGGCUAAUGUACAUACUGGUCAAACUGUUGUGGCUGCGGUCACCUGGAGGGUGUCAAACCAGCCCAGAAAAGGCUUCCAUCCUGAAAGCCUAUGACCGGAUUCAACACCGGAUUUUAGUACAUGAUCCGGUCCUCAGCAAGGCAGGAAUUCCUCUGCCAAAAAUAAACAUUAAGACAGUGCGGGACUUAAUCCGUCGCCAGGAAAGGCUCCUCAAUGUGCGCGCUACGAAGCAGCCGUCCAUCAUUACAAAAAAAACAUCUGUCUCAUCUGCAGUCCUGCCUCCAGCUCCACAUCAGCCAGCAGUCCUGCCCCCUCAGACUACCCCACCAUGGUGUAUGUGCCCACUCCAAGCACAGCUGGAACAAAGCUGUUAAAGCAGAGGACUGGCAUCCACAUGGCAGCCUCUCAGAGUCACCCACCACCACCACCACCACCACCACCAUCCGUGAUAAAACAGACAGCUGACAUCCACAUGUCGAUGCUUUUCAGUGCCACACACCACCACCCCUGCUACUCCCACGGCUGGCGAUCAAAACCCCUGUCACAUCCACAGUCACCAGGCCUUUGACCACUGUGUCUUCACCCACAGCAGACCCCUCUUCACAAACUGUAACCCCCUGCACAAUGCCCAGCAGCAGUACCCCUCCGUCCUGGGCAAGAUCUACCUACUACAAGCGGAAACGUGAUGACCAGCCCUGGAAACCAAGGUGAAAAACUUGCCUGCUUGUGCACUCUGUGGCAAACCCACUCAAGGACAUUCUAAAUACAAAAAAAAGAAUUUUUUUUCCUGUAAAGAGCAUGUCUUCCUCAAAGGGACUGGAAAACAGAAUAUAUUCCAGCUACGAGGAAUUUGUAUCUGCUGUAGACGCUCUCAUGCAGUGAGCUUGUCCACAGAGCAGCUCCACUGUACAUGUUAAAUAGUUUUCUUAAUAUUUUAUUAUAAAGCAGUAUUGUAUAGAUUCUUGAUGUUUAUGCAAAUUGUCAAGUUUAUGCAAGUGAGCACAGAGAGCAGCUCCAAUGUACAUGUUGUAAAUAGUUUUCUUAAUAUUUUAUUAUAAAGCAGUAUUGUAUAGAUUCUUGAUGUUUAUGCAAAUUGUCAAGUUUAUGCAAGUGUGCACAGAGAGCAGCUCCACUGUACAUGUUGUAAAUUGUUUUAAUAUUUAUAUUAAAACUUUAACUUUAUAUUAAAGUAAAAUUGCAUAAUUUUUAAUGUUUAUGCAAAUGUUCAAGAUGUUAAAUUAAUGCCAAAUAAACAGUUACAGCAAA